Molecule: messenger RNA, 834 nt
Organism: Alternaria ethzedia
Lineage: Eukaryota; Fungi; Ascomycota; Dothideomycetes; Pleosporales; Pleosporaceae
Exons: 1
Coding region: 1-834 (277 amino acids)
Source: RefSeq, a predicted model, not a curated record
AUGGCGGAGACACCAAGCAUGACCCCGGAAGUCCCGAACAUGAUCCAAGACUCUUCCUCCGAUCUACCAUCCUUCGCACCCUCACGCCGAGCCACAGUUCCCGGUCGUCGAUCGCCAUCACAACCAGCCCCAACUAUCUACCUCAGAGGCUUCAACUGCGUCGCCAGCGACCCAGAAUACGACCUCGCACGAAGUGUGACAGGAAACGUACAGCCGUACUGGUUUGAAGAAACGCGGAAUCCUGCAGUCCACUAUGGCCCCUCUCGAAGACAGAGAAGGGAAAAUGCGACGCGACGAGCUGAUCGGGUUGGAGACGGUCAUCUCGUCAUUCCUGACACUGAGGAAGCUAAGUCGUCGGACAACAAGAACACGCAGCGAGAAGAGGCAAAAGAAGCGUUUCUGGAGGCUAUGUGGCCAACGAUCCGCGACGAAUAUCUCGCCAUGUUCAAUAUGACUAGCCUGGCGCCAAAGCAAGAGAAACGCAUGAAGACUGACACAAUGGUGUUUCUGGAGGAGGAGUGGAAUAUCCUGGAGGAAGAGCGUAGGGCGGAAGAGCAUAGGGCUGAGAAGCAAGAGGAGAUGGAGCAGAGUAAGCCUAUCGUUCGCUUGCCUGUUCGCAAUGUUUCGGAUGGGAAAGGGGCGUCGGGGAAGAAGUACAAGAUGAAGGGGAAGGGGAAGGGGAUGGUGAAGGUGAAGGACGGAAGUGGGGUGGAGGCGAAAGGGGAAAAGAAGGGGAGCAUUUCGCAAAGGUUGAGGAAGGUUUUGGGGAUGACUGCGAGGCCAGUGGUGGUGAAGGAUGGGGUUGUUGGGCCGCCGUUUCAUCCGGUGUUGUGA